Molecule: messenger RNA, 1321 nt
Organism: Nilaparvata lugens (brown planthopper)
Lineage: Eukaryota; Metazoa; Arthropoda; Insecta; Hemiptera; Delphacidae
Product: MIT domain-containing protein 1
Exons: 5
Coding region: 162-890 (242 amino acids)
Source: RefSeq, a predicted model, not a curated record
UCUGAAAAAUUUAAACCUCCAACCAAAACAAGACUUUCCAUCCAUUUUAUAUAGUUUUAUAGUUUAUAAUUAUUAAUUUUAUUGAGAGUCUAUGGUUAGAGAAUUUGUCUACCUAAUUUUCCUUAUAUUUAGCAAUUAGAACUGUUUCCAUCCAACUUGAAAUGUCGCAAGAAGAGCUCGCAGCAAAAAUCUUACAACGAGCAGUUCAACUCGACAAAGAAAACCGCUUGACGGAAGCGAAUGUGUAUUACCUCGAAGCGCUGAGUAUCCUUAUGGAUAUAUGCAGAGAUUCACAAGAUGAAGAGAAAAAGAAGUUUUUGCGUUCAAAAAUUGACGUAUAUAUGCGAAGAGCAGAGACUCUUAAGAAGCAAAUAAAUGACGAAAAAGCGAGAGGAACUUAUCAUGAAGUUCUACGUAUCGAAAAUGACUCUACUGGUCACAGCUAUGAUUCAGUGUUUGGCCGAUUCCUGAAUAAAGAAGUAACCAGUAUCGUUGUUCAAGACCCUUACGUACGAGCAUUCCAUCAAUGUCAAAACUUCCUGCAAGUUUGUGAACUUUUUGUAAAAAAAUGUGAAAAUUUGAAACAAAUCAGCCUGUUGACGGGUGAGGAUCCAUCUGAUAGCCAAAAACAAUGGCUGCAGCAGUUAAGUGGAAGCCUACGAAGCAAACACAACAUCUGCUUAACCAUUCAGUAUUCCUCAACAUUGCACGAUCGGCAAAUUUUAUUGAACAACGGCUGGAUAAUAAAAAUUGGUAGAGGCCUUGACUACUUCAAAGCAGUCGACAACAAAUUUUGCAUUGGCUCGCACGAUUACGACCUCAGACCGUGUUAUGAAACAAACGUCGACAUAUUCCAUAAGAAGAACGUACAAUUCAAAAACACUAAUUAGGUUACAAACUCUUCAUUCAAAUCCUUUUCGAAGUACAAAAUGAGAUAGUGGUAAAUAUUUGUAAAUUGGUCAAUUUCCAGAUAUCUUUACUUUUAGACAUAUAGAUACAUAUUUUUAUUUCAAUUCCAUUGUGUUAGCUUUUAAAUCUCAACUUUAAGAUUUUAAAGUUUUAAAUUUCAACCGGAUAGGACAAAAGGUCAUAUUAUCCAUCAAGUAAAUUAUUAAAUGUUGGUAAAUGUAUAGCAUAGGUAAGAACAGAUUUAGACAAAAUACUUGUACUUAUACUACUUUUCCAUAAAGUACUUGAGGGCCGGUUUCCGAACUCGGGAUUUAGCUAGGUUCUAGACUUUAAACAGCUGGAGUCAGAAAAUUGGCUUUCCAAAACGGGGCGUAGUCAUAGUCAUAGUCAAAGUCACGUUUAAGUUAAAUUU